This is a messenger RNA of Cryptomeria japonica (Japanese cedar), 1289 nucleotides long. Its product is annotated as protein LIFEGUARD 2. Gene Ontology annotation, cellular component: membrane. Lineage: Eukaryota; Viridiplantae; Streptophyta; Pinopsida; Cupressales; Cupressaceae. The record is from RefSeq and is a predicted model, not a curated record. The coding region runs from base 370 to 1095 and encodes 241 amino acids. The transcript is spliced from 4 exons.
ACCAAGGAAAGACAAAAUGUUCAACAUAUUGUUACUGGUAACACGUAAGACCUUAAUAGACACCAGGUUACCAUGUGUCAGAUGAAUGCAUGAAGAAUAUCAAAAUCAACCGCUUGCCUUUCAUUAAACUGAAAUCUUUCAAAAAAAUUCUGAACUGCGACGCGGCCAACAUUAAAUUUUUCCAAAACUCUCACUGCCAUUCAAACAUUGCGUCUUGCCAAAGAUUCAAACCUUCUCAUCUCUUUCACCAAAAACCAUUACAGAGCGAAAGUAGAACUCAUGGAAAUACCCAUGUAACAGAAAACACAGGGCCACUACAAACAUUUCUCUGUUGCAGAAAAGGAACAAAAAGGGAAAUUUGUAAACAGAAUGUAUAAAGGCCAGUAUUCAGACGUGGAGGCGGGCCCUGCUGUAGCUCUGUAUCCUGACAUUUCUUACUCUGAAAAUAUCGACAGGUGGAAUUUUAUCAGAAAGAUUUAUGGAAUUCUGAGUGUGCAGUUGCUUCUUACAGUAGCAGUUGCAGGCCUUGUGAUCUACAACCCAUCAGUGGCUCUCUUCUUUAACAGUUCCUCUGGUUUCGGCCUUUAUAUACUUCUAGUCAUUUCUCCCUUCAUCUGGAUUUGUGCUCUCUAUUAUUUUCACCGAACUCAUCCCAUCAAUUACAUUUUACUAUUUGCAUUCACAGCUUGCAUUAGCCUAGCAGUAGGUUUAAGCUGUUCAUUCACAGACGGAAAGGUAAUAUUUGAGGCAGCAAUCCUUACAGCAGCGGUUGUGAUUAGCCUUACUCUAUAUACCUUUUGGGCUGCAAGAAGAGGAUAUGACUUCAAUUUCCUAGGGCCUAUAUUGUUUUCAACACUUGUUGUGCUUAUUGUCUUUGGUUUCAUUCAGGUGCUUUUCCCACUAGGGAGGACUUCUGUGAUGAUAUAUGGAGUCUUGGCUUCUAUAAUAUUCAGCGGUUACAUUGUUUUUGACACAGACAAUAUCAUUAAGCGAUAUAAUUAUGAUGAGUACAUAUGGGCUACUGUUGCGCUUUACUUGGACAUCAUCAAUCUCUUCCUUUCACUCUUAACUCUCUUUCGAGCAACAAGGGAUUGAUAAAGCCAUCUAGGUUCUAACAUGUUAAAUGCUUUCUAUGUUUUAAUCACCACACCAAAAUACUAUAGCUAGUCUCUCAUUAAUCUUCAGGGUAUAACAAUGCCAGCACUUCGAAGUAUAAGCUGUUAAAACUUGUUUAUAUGUUACCAUACUUUCAUACCAAUAACAUUUAGUUCAACCUGAUUCUCUCCUUA